UCGUCAUCGGCCGACAUGGCGGUGGGCUGCGCGGUGCCGCUGAGGGGGAGCAGCCGCGGGCUCGGCAGCGUUGUCUUUAGGCAGCAGAAAUGGAAAAGCUCUGUCUCCACACACGCAAAAAUGCCUCCUUGCGAUUUUGUACCUGAAAAAUACAAAUCCCAUCCAUAUGAACAUAUGCGGAAGAUUCGUGAACAAAAUAUUUCUCCUUCAUUGCGAACGUAUUACAAGGAGCCAUUGUUGCUGCAUCAAGGCCACAUGCAGUGGUUAUUUGAUUAUGAAGGACGAAGAUACCUUGAUCUCUUUGCUGGAAUUGUCACUGUCGGUGUUGGUCACUGUCACCCGAAGGUAACUAUGGCUACCCAGAAACAGCUUGCUCGCCUCUGGCAUAUCUCUAGUAUCUAUAUGCACCCAUCAAUCCAGGAGUAUGCUGAAAAGCUAACUUCUCUUUUUCCAGAUCCACUUAAGGUGGUGUAUCUAACCAACAGUGGGUCAGAAGCCAACGAUUUGGCUAUGUUCAUGGCAAGGCUAUAUACUCGUAACUUCGACAUCAUCUCUUUCAGAGGAUCAUACCAUGGAAGCAGCCCUUACACGCUGGGAUUGACAUCUGUUGGUCUUUAUAAGCAUGGUGUUGCCAAUGGCUUUGGUUGUUUAACAACAAUGGUACCAGAUGUUUUUCGUGGUCCAUGGGGAGGCAGCCAUUGUAGAGAUUCUCCAGUGCAAACUGUUCGAAAAUGCAGCUGUUCUGAAGGUGUAUGUCAUGCAAAGGAUCAGUACAUUGAACAGUUCAAAGACACUCUGAAUACAUCAGUACCAAAAACAAUAGCUGGAUUUAUCGCUGAACCAAUUCAAGGUGUUAAUGGAGCUGUUCAGUACCCAAGAGGUUUCUUAAAGGAAGCUUUUCAGCUAGUACGGGAAAGACAAGGUGUUUGUAUUUCAGAUGAAGUACAGACAGGUUUUGGACGGACAGGCAGCCACUUCUGGGGAUUUCAAACACAUGGUGUAGUCCCUGACAUUGUUACUUUGGCAAAAGGAAUUGGUAAUGGCUUUCCAAUGGCAGCUGUUGUUACAACAAAAGAAAUUGCAAGUUCCUUGGCUCAAAACUUUCACAUUAAUACAUUCGGAGGAAACCCUUUGGCCUGCACAGUUGGAGCUGCAGUUCUUGAUGCUAUUGAAGAAGAUGGUCUGCAGAAAAACAGUGAGGAUGUGGGAACAUACAUGCUGCUGGAAUUGGCUAAACUACGGGAUAAAUUCAAGAUUGUUGGGGAUGUCCGUGGCAAGGGACUUAUGAUUGGAGUAGAAAUGGUGACAGAUAAGGACCAUUGCCACCCUCUUCCAGCUGAAGAAAUUGGUCAAAUCUUAGAGGACUGUAAAGAGAUGGGGGUCCUGAUCGGCAGAGGAGGACUCUACAGCCAGACAUUUAGAAUUAAACCUCCAAUGUGCAUUACUAAAAAGGAUGUCGACUUUGCUGUGGAAGUAUUUGACGCUGCUUUAGAGAGACACAUGGAAAGGGCAGCUGCAAAAUAGACUUGAUUUGUUUCCUUACACGAGAUGAACACAGAUCCCCUGAUAAUUGCCACCCAGACUCAUCACUGCAUAAGAAUACACUGCAUAAGAAAAUCAUAUUCUGAAGGUUAAAUACUUUCUCAGUAUUCUAAGAGCAGUCUGAUAGAUACAGUGUUUAAUAAAGAAUGCACUCUAAUCUGUUUUGUAAUCAUACAGCUCAGUCUACAGUGGUGGUGUGCAUUAGCUGCACAUUUAUUCUGACACUAGCAUAAAAAACCCUAUUAGUAUUAAUUUGGUAUUAGAUGAAGAGGCAGACAUAUAUUCAUCUUUCAUCUAUGAAUAUAAUCUAAAAAUCAGUAAUUUUCAUAGAGCAACAAGAAAACAAUAAAGCUGUUUGGAGGAAGGACACUGCUUGGACUGCAGCAUGCAUGGAUCCCUCAGGGACUGCAGUGGGGUGCGUGCUGCUGCCCUGGCCACGUUCCUUUGUACCACAGUGUUCACAGCCAGCUCUAAUGAAUGUUUUCACGGAAGCACCACACGCUGCUGAAUGGCUGAGCAUCAAUGCGCAGUGCUUUAGAGCUGGGUGGAACCUGGCUGCUGCUGCCACUGCCCCCGCAACCAAAACCUCACCUUUUACACCCAAUACAUACAAGCACUUGUAAAACACACAAAUGAUAAAGUAUUUGGUUUUAUUUAAAUAAGAAAAAAAGUCAAAAAGUAAUACUGCAGGGUCAGUCUGUGAGAUUUCAUUUACAUAAGCAUAGACAAUCUCUGGCUGAGAAAUACCCUGUUCAGAACACAACUGGAGAUUUCACACUUAAAACUGUUUAGCCUUAUCAAAAAGAUACACUCUAAUUAGAGCACGAAAAAAACACAAUGUUUGCACAAAGUUGUAGUUUCUAAUAACAGUAAUUAUUGUUAUCACGUGGCUCUAAUCCAGUCAUCAUCCUUUCCAAAACACGCCUUUCUUUUCUCCUUCUGCUUUCAAGAUUGCAUAGCACAUCCAUUAGUCAUUUAGCAAAGAUACAAAUUCUGACUGCUGAAAUAAGAUGCCACGUUUCUUUCUUACUUAAUCGCCUUUUUUUUUUUUUUUCCAAUCAUUAGUUCGUUACUUGCUUUGGUUUCCAAAAAAAAAAAAAAAAAAACCAAAAAAAAAAAAACCAAACCAAAAAAACCCCAACAAAAGGUAUUGUCAACAGUCAGCAGGAACAUUUACCAUUUCACUUUCAGUCAAAUAUUAACAUUUGAAUAAAAUACCGUGACCCAAUAAAGGUACCCUGUCAACAUGUGGGGGAAGGAGAGUGUUGUGCUAUUUUGCGUUUAAACUUUAGAAUAUCUUAGUUAAUGCAAGAUCAGUGCUUCUGGAAAACUUCACCAUAGGAGUCUCCUAAACAACAUACUACACUGAGCACCGCUCUCGCCAUCUGCAUUGACAACAGCCUUGUAAAAUCCACCUCCACAGCAAAAUCAGGUGCUUGUUAUCCCACCAGGUAGACUUAUGCAUUUAAACAGAGGUGCAAUAACAACUCCCAUGUUUUUCAUUAGAAAAACAACAGAACAAAUUCAGUUAUUCAUGUCAUUCAUUUCUGCCUUCACUUUUCCCAGCAGGGCUCUUCCACCAGCAUUUUUUUUCCCGCAACACCUGGCAUGUAGGUACAAAACCGACAGGAACUGUCAAAACUGAUUAACCAGCUUAGACAUCUUACUCUUUCCCUUUUAUCUGCUGUUUAUUGCAAUUAAGUACUUUGAAAGGGUUCUUGGGGAGGGCAGAAGAAAAGCCUGUGUUUUCCCAUGUUGGGGUGACAUUUCACCUUUGACAGAUGACCAAAGAAGCACAGGCCCUUUUGCUAGCUGCACUCGCCCUGAGCUAAGCCCUCUCAAAAGAAAAGCAGCAACACGAGUGAUAAAAUAACAAUAAAAUAACAAUAAGCCCUCUGUGUGGGCACUUUAUCCACGUAAGUUUCUACAGGAACAGAAGGUGAAUUUGAAUUACUACUUCCUAUCCCCACUGUGAAAGCUGCUGAGAUGGCAAGUCAAAGUCAGUUGUUAAAGAAAGGCUGAUAAACCCAAAACUAAGCACGGGUUUCUUCACAAGAUAUUAUUCCUUAUGUUUCAUCUUCCCUUUUUUUCCCCAAAAUUAGGACUUGCCUUCUCUGUUCAACUCCAGACACAAUCAAUGUUCACCUCUCUGCUCCGGGACAGCGUUCAUGUACGAUUCUGAAGACUGCCACUGUAGCAAAGUUCUAUCUGGUUUUACGUUUGUCUUUUUUGUUUCUGGUGUUUACAGCUCCAUUUACAGCUGCUGCUUGUGUGGCUUUUGCAUGUCCUGUGGCUUUCAGGUGUUCAAACAGUUUAUUUCGGGAUGCAAAUGCACAGUUGCAGGUGACACAGUGGAUAGGAACUUCAUUCUGCAAUGAUGAAAAAGCAAAAAAAAGUUCACAUUUGUAUGAAGGAUGUAAUAAAUGCCAUACACCAA
Molecule: messenger RNA, 3979 nt
Organism: Strigops habroptila (Kakapo)
Lineage: Eukaryota; Metazoa; Chordata; Aves; Psittaciformes; Psittacidae
Gene: AGXT2
Product: alanine--glyoxylate aminotransferase 2
Exons: 14
Coding region: 16-1524 (502 amino acids)
Biological process (GO): glyoxylate catabolic process
Cellular component (GO): mitochondrion
Molecular function (GO): L-alanine:glyoxylate transaminase activity; pyridoxal phosphate binding
Source: RefSeq, a predicted model, not a curated record